Molecule: messenger RNA, 11691 nt
Organism: Penaeus monodon (black tiger shrimp)
Lineage: Eukaryota; Metazoa; Arthropoda; Malacostraca; Decapoda; Penaeidae
Product: serine/arginine repetitive matrix protein 2-like
Exons: 16
Source: RefSeq, a predicted model, not a curated record
AUGAACCCAGGAUCAGACCAGAACAGACCAGACUCAGAACAGACAGAACAGACCCCAGAAGUGCAAGACUUCAGACCCAGAUCUUGGCCAGCAGACAGAUACCAGACAGAAGGACCAGCCCCAGACAGACAGAACGAAGGCAGACAAGAGAGACAGACCCCAAGAAACCAGAACAGCAGACCAAGACCAGACCCCCAGAGACCCCGACCGAACAGACAGACCCAGACCCAGAACCAGACAGACAGACCCCCCCGGCCAGAACAGACUGCAGAACCAGGAACAGACAGAACAGACCAGAACCGAGACCAGGACGCAGGUAGAACAGACUCCAGGGCAGAACAGACCCCCAGAUCCAGAACAAAUCCAGACCCAGACAGAAAGACCCCCCCAGAACAGAUGCCAGAACAGAACCCAGACCAGAAUUCCCCCCAGACCGCAGCAGAACCAGAACCAGAAACGUCCCCCAGACCAGACCAGCAGAACCCCCACAGACAGACCCAGAACAGACCCAGUACCGCAGAACCCUUCCCAGAACCAGAACCAGAACAGACAGAAAGAAUCCAGACCCAGACAGCAGACCAGACCACCAGACCCCAGAACCUCCAGAAGGACAGAGACAGGCAGACAGCCAGAACAGAAGACAGAACAGAACUGCCCCAGACCGGAACCUCUCAGACCAGACGAAUCAGAACAGAAAGCCAGACAAGACAGCAGGGAGCAGACAGAACCCAGAAGUUUUGUCAGACAGACAGACCAGCAGAACCACAGAGUCCCAGAUUUCAGCAGACCCAGAAGACCCCAGAACCCCGGUUGGUCCAGCCCAGAACAGAUCAGAACCGAACAGACAGACCAGACUGGGCAGCAGCAGAACCGCAGACACAGACAGACAGAAGCAGAGUUCAGACCCCCAGAGAAGACCAGACAGACCAGACAGACCGACCCCCCACAGACCAGACAGAAACCCCAGACCCCCCAGACCAGAACAAGGCCAGAACAGACCAGACAGACCCCACAGACCUCAGCACCAGACCAGAAGGAACAGAACAGACAGACCCCCAGACAGCCAGACCCCCCCAGACAGAAGACCCCAGAAGAACUCCCAGAACCAGCCAGACAGGACACCACAGGUCAGACAGACCGUGUGGUCAGAACAGAACAACAGAAUCAGAACCCAGAGAACCCAGACAGAAGACAGAGUCCCGCCAGAAAAACCCGGUCAGCCCAGGAACAGGAAUAGACCCAGAACCCGACCAGAACCCCCAGCAGAACAGAACCAGACCAGAACAAGCACCAGAAGACCUCAGACAGAAUAGAACCAGAAAAGAACAAGAAUUCCCAGCCAGACAGAAAGCAGAAGGACCAGAACCAGAUUCAGAACCAGGACAGACCCAGACAGCACGAACAGGACCAGAACAGACCAGACAGAACCCCAGAACCCCCCCCACACAGCCACACCAGAACCAGACAGACAGGAAUCAGACCAGACCCCCUCAGCCAGACAGACAGGACCAGACCAGAAUCAGAGUUUGUCCCCCCAGAAUUCAGCACAGAACCAGAAAAGAACCAGAACCCCACGAACCAGACCCCCCAGAACAGCCCCGACCAGACAGACAGACCAGACAGCCCCCAGGAAGUCCCCACAGAACAGACAGACCCAGCCAGCCAGCAGACAGCCCAGAACAGACACCCCUGCAGACAGAAUUUACUCCAGCCAGACCAGACAAGACCCCAGACCAGACCAGAAGACCAGACCCAGCCCCCAGACCAGACAGACAGAACGAACCCAGAACAGAACAGAAAGACCCAGAACCACAGGACAGAGUGUGGUCCAGACCCAGAACAGACCAGACAGAUCGUGCCAGAACCCAGGAACCAGCCAGACCAGACACAGACCCAGAACAGAUGUUUUCAGAACCAGCCAUAGCAGAAGCAGAACAGACCAGACCAGACCCCAAACCAGACCAGAACAGAACCAGACCAGACCUGGGUCCAGCCCAGACCAGAAAGACAGUUUUUUGCAGCAGACAGACAGCCUCCAGCACCAGAAGCAGCCUUUCAGAAGUGUUGUCAGACAGAACAGACCCCCCAGACCCCCCAGAACCCAGACAGAACAGACAGCAGAAUGCUUCCCCCAGAACAGCAGAACCCCCGAUCCAGCCAAGAAAGACCACAGACCCCGACAGACAGAAAACAGCCCAGACAGCAGAUGCCAGCGUACAGAACCAAGAAAGACCAGACCAGAGCAGACAGACCAGCAGAACAGACCAGACGCAGGACUUGCCAGAACAUAAAGGACAGACCAGACCAGACAGAACCAGACAGAAGACCAGCAGACCAGACAGAAUCAGACCCAGCACAGACAGACCCCCCAGAGUGGCAGACCCAGAAGACCAGAACAGACCAGACAGGAACGACCCCAGAAAGGAAGAACCAGAACAGGCCCAGACCCCAGAAUUCAUGACAGAAUUGGCUCCAGAACCUCCCAGGGCCCAGACCAGCAGGACCCCUGCAGCAGAACAGACAGCCCCAGAAAGAACAGACCCAGACAGAACAGCAGACCCAGAACAGACCCAGACCAGAACAGAACAGACCCAGGACCAGACAGACCCCCAGGCCGGCAGAACAGGUGGGCAAGAACCACCCAGAACAGACAGGUCAGACCCAGAAAGAGAGCAGAAACAGACAGACCAGACAGACAGACCAGACCAGACCAGACCCCCAGAAGACAGACCACAGACAGACCCGCAGACCAGAAAGAAACCAGAAGACUUGUCAGAACAGAACCCAGCAUCUAGACAGCAGAACCCAGACAGACCCAGAUUCAGAACAGACAGAAUUCCAGACAGACAGACCGACAGACGAACCAGAACAGACCCAGAACAGAACAGAACCAGGAACCAGACACCAGACCAGACCAGAUUUCCAGACAAGACCCCAGAAGACAGACAGCCAGACCAGACAGCCCAGACAGGACCAGCAGAAGACCAGAACCCUUGGCAGACAGACCCCAGACAGACCAGAACCGAAUCCCACAGAACAGGACAGCCAGCAGAUGUCAGGAACAGCCAGCAGAAACAGACAGACCAGAACCAGAACAGACAGCAGAAACCCCCGUUGCAGGACCACGCAGAACCAGACAGACAGCCCAGACAGAACCAGACCCCCAGCAGCCCCCAGAACCAGAAACCAGCCCGACCAGACAGACAGACAGCCCAGAAUUGCCCCAGAACAGAAGACAGCAGAACAGAAACAGAAUCAGAGAAGAAGAAACCCAGAUUUGCCAGACCCCCCAGGACCAGACAGGACAGACCCAGAACAGCAGACCCAGAACCAGAACAGAACAGAAGCCAGACAGACUGGUGUUGCCCACCAGCAGACCAGAAGCAGACAGAAAGAAUCCCAGGAACCAGAACAGAAAAGAACCAGAACCAGCCAGACAGAAUUCCAGACCAGAAGACAGACAGACAGUCAGGAAUUCCAGACACGCCAGAACCCAGUAACCAGACCCAGACCCAGGACCCCAGAGGGUUCCAGAACAGACAGGACCAGACAGAACAGACACAGACAGACCAGAAGACCAGACCCAGACCCCCCCCAGACCAGAACAGACAGACGACAGAACCACCCCCCAGACCCAGACUAGACAGAACUCAGCCAGCCCCACCCCCUCCAGACCGUGCCAGAUCAGACCAGACCAGACCCACAGGUAAUUCCCCCCCCCAGACCCCCAGAAAGGGCAGCAGAACAGACACCAGAACGUUGUCCCAGACAGACCAGAGGCCAGCAGACAGAAACCAGAACAGACCAGGCCAGACCCAGAACCAGACAGAACCAGCAGAACCCCCCCCCAGAUUCAACAGAACAGGACAGACCCAGACAGAACCGACCCAGGGGGGGAACGGCAGAGACUUCCCCUGUGCCCAGAACCAGACAGAUUGUUUCAGAACAUGUACCAGAACGGAACAGGAACAGAUCCAGCAGACCAGCAUUUGGGUGGCCAGGAUCCCCCCCAGAACAGACAGACAGAACAGAACCAGACAGGCUGGCCCAGCCAGAAGAACAGAACAGACCCAGACCCAGACAGCAGAAGACAGAAGAAUUCAGAAUCAGACCACCAGACCGGACAGACAGAGAAUCAGAACAGAAGACAGCACAGAACAAGAACCAGAAUCAGCCAGAACAGACCCAGACAGACAGAACAGAACAAGAACAGACCCCAGACCCCAGAAUCCAGAACCAGAACAGACACCAGACAGACCCAGACCAGAAUCAGACAGAACCCCCAGGACAGACAGAACAGCAGGACCGACGCAGAGGGAAUCAGAACAGACAGAACAGGAAAGCAGAACCAGGCAGAACAGACAGCAGAAGCAGAAUCAGCCAGGAACAGACAGACCAGACAGAACUGGCAGCCAGACAGACAGAACACAGAACGCAGAACCAGACAGAACACCCAGACCCCCCCCUAAGAACCCAGCAGACCAGCCAGGAACCGACCCAGAGCAGACAGACCCAGACAGAAACCCCAGCAGACAGCAGGACCAUCAGCGCAGACAGACAGAACCAGAAUUCAGAACCCAGAACCCAGACAGCCCUUCCACAGACAGACACCAGACAGAACAGACCCCCCAGAGAAAUCAGCAGACCACAGGACGCAGACAGAACCCCAGAAAGGACCCCCAGACAGAACAGACCAGAACAGACCCCCCCAGACCAGACAGCCCCAGCAGAAUCACCCAGAACCACAGACAGAACAGCCCAAGAAGCCCCAGAGCUCCAAAGACAGAAUGGUCCCAGACUCCAGAAAGACAGAAUUCAGACAGAACCAGACCCAGAACGGGGUCAGCAGAAACAGAGCAGACAGCAGACCCCCCAGACCCAGCAGACCCCAGACAGAAAGACGCCCCCCCCCCCAGAACCCGGUCAGAACCAGAUGCAGACGACCCAGCAGAAUUCCCCAGAACAGACCUGUGCGAGAACACAGAUCAGAAUUCAGACCAGACAGACAGGAAAGACAGACAGAACCCCAGAACAGAACAGACCCCAGGACAGACAGACCCAGACCAGACCAGACCAGACCAGACCUCAGAAGAAGCAGCAGAACGGUCAGGAACCAGACAAGCCAGACCCCUCCAGAAUUCAGACCAGAGUCCCAGAACCCAGAACCACAGACCAGAACCAAGGCGCAGAGCCAGACCCAGACAGGGCAGCCAGGACAGAACAGACCAGACAGACCCCAGAACAGACAGACAGAACAGACCGCAGACAGAACAGACCCCAGACAGAACCAGCAGAUCCCCCCAGAUCGGUCAGACAGCAGCAGAACCCAGAACAGAACAGAUUUCAGAACCCAGGCAGACCCAGAACCACUCAGCCCCCAGGCGAAAUCAGACCAGCAGAGAAUCAGACAGUGACCAGACAGACCCCAGAACAGACAGACCCAGCAGACAGCAGAAUACCCCAGAACCCAGGGAAAGACCAGGACAGAAGACAGAAUUCAGAACGACAGACCAGGCAGACCCAGACAGCCCAGACCAGAUAGACCCAGACAGAGACAUUGGUGGCAGGACCCAGAACAGACAGACAGAACAGACCACCAGGAACAGAUUCCCCAGACAGCAGAACAGACCCCAGCAGAACCAGACAACAGAACCAGAAGAACUCAGCCAGGACCCGUUCCCAGAACAGGAACAGGAACAGACAGACAAGACCAGGACCAGACAGCAGCCAACAGAACAGCAGACAGACAGACCAGAAAAGCCCCAGACAGACCCAGACAGCCCAGGACCCCAAGAAAGAGCAGCAGAAGCAGACAGAGUCCAGAAUCCCAGACCCCAGAAAGAACUGUUCAGCCAGAAGCAGCCAGAACAGAACAGAACAGAAGACCAGCAGACAGAAAAGACCAGACAGAAAGAACCCCCCCCCCAGGCCAGCAGACAGAACAGCAGAAUUUCCAGCCACACGAAGAACGUCCAGAACAGACCAGACAGACCAGACAGAAAGACCCCCCCAAGCAGCCCUGCAGCAGACCCAGAACAGCAGAAGGCAGACAGAACUUUCCCCCAGAAAGCCAGACCAGAACCCAGACAGCCCAGAACAGACCAGCCAGAACAGAAGAACCCCGGGGAGAACAAGCAGCCCAGCAGACAGCCAGACCCCAGAAGAUGCCCCAAGCCUAGAACAUUUCCCCCCAGAACGGCAGACAGACCACAGAAGAACCUUCAGACCCAGCCCAGGACAGAAUUUCAGGGAAGACAGCAGAACAGACAGAACCCAGACAAGACGCAGAACCAGACAGACCAGACCAGAACCAGACAGACCAGAACAGCAGAGACCCCAGAACCAGACAGCAGACCAAGACCCAGACAGGACACCCAGAACAGAGACAUUUGGUUUCCCCGCAGCCAGACAGAACCCCAGAAAGAACCAGAACCCAAGAGGUGUGGUUCAGACCAGACCCCAGAAUCCCAGAUCAGACAGACCCAGCCAGAACAGAAAGACAGAACAGAGGCCAGAGAUUCUCAGACCAGAAACAGAAACAGACAGAAUCAGACAGCCCCAGAAAAGAAUUCCAGCAGAGCCGGUGCCCCAGAACAGCAGACAGAACAGACAGAACCAGACCAGAACAGACAGGAACCCCAGACAGCCCCUCCCAGAACAGAACAGACAGACCAGACCAGAACCAGUUGGCCAGAACCAGACGAAACCAGCAUACAGACCAGACCACCAGGGUCCCCCAGACACCCAGACAAGACCCCAGACAGGCGUCUAGCAGAACAGACCAGACAGAACAGACCCCAGAAACAGAAGAAUUCAGAACGGUGCAGAAAGUCGAAACCGACAGCAGCCAGGAGCAGACAGACCCCAGACCCAGAACAGGACAGGACACCAGCCCAGACCAGAACCCCCAGACAGAACAGACAGCCCAGAAGCAGAACGCGCCCCCAGACAGACCUCAGAAUGCAGACCAGCAGGAGCCCCAGAAGACCAGGCCCGCCAGAAAAAAACAGAACACCCCCAGAACGGCGGGCCCAGAACAAAAGAUGCCCAAAACAGAACAGACCCAAAAACCCAGCCAGACAGCAGAAGCAGACCCAGAAACAGACCCAGCGGGAAAGAAGACAGAAAAAAAAAGGAAAAGAACCAAAACCCCGAACCAGAAACCAGAAAAGAACACCCCAGCCCCCAAAAAAACCCAAGAAAGCAGAAAAGAAACAGAACCAGAAAAAAUCCGGCGAGCAGCCAAAGACCAAACCAAAGGAAAAGAAAGAACAGAAAGAAACAGAAGAGAACAGACCCCCAAAGGCCCCAGAGAACAGAAAAAACAAAAAACAAAAACCCAGCCCCCAGAAACAGAAGCAGCAAAAAGGAAAAAACCCCAAAAGACCCAGAAACCAAAACAGAAAACAGACCCGCCAAGAAGAACAAAAACCCCGCCAGCCCCAGAAACCAAAACCCCCAAAGCGGAAACAGAAAGACCCGCGCCCAGGAACAGAAAGAAGAAGACAAACCCCAGACCAAAAACCCCAGCCCCCAAGACCAAAAAAGAAAGCCCAGAAAAAGACAGACCCGCAGAACCCAGAAAAGAAAAGAAAGGCAGAAAAAGAAAGACCAAAACGAGAAGCCAGAAAAAAACCCAGCCCAAAGAAGCCCCCAAAACCCCCGGGCAGCCCAGCCCCAGCAAAAACAGAAAGCCAGAAAACAGAAACAGAAAAAAGAACAGCCAAAAACAGCCAACCAGACCACAAGCCAGACACCAGCAGAACAGAGCAGACAGACAAGACACCAGACCAGGAUCCACACACAGGGGGGCCCAGACUGCAGACUCCCAGCCAGGGACAGACAGCAGCACCAGACACAGACUCCCGAAAGACACACAGACAGACUCCCCAUCAGGGCAAGGACAGACAAGACCAAGGCACCAGAACAGACAGACCAGCACAGACCCCACAGUACCCCAGACAUCAUCAGACAGCCACAGCCCACCAGGACUGCAGCAGACAGACCAUGGCAGAGCAGCAGAAUCACCAGGCCAGCCAGCAAGACCCCAGAUACCCAGACAGAGCCCCACACACACACAGCCCCACACCAGGCAGACACCACACAGACAGAAGACUAGCCAGAAUCAGACACAGCAGCCAGACAGCCACAGCCAGCCACACACCGGCAGCAGACAUCAUUGGCAGACUGCCACAGCACAGCCCACAGCAGUCAGACAGCCUGCACAGACUGCACACAGCAGACGCCAGAUCAACGACAGCAGGGCCAAGACACAGAGUGAUGCACAGAAAGACCACCCCAGACAGACCCAGACAGGACAGACAAGUCCACAGCAGACCCAGGGGACGCAGGACCAGACUCAGACCCCCAGACAUCCGACCACAGCAGCACGGGACAGCAGCAACAGACUGCAGCCCACAGACAGACCAGUCAGGGACCACAGCAGACCCACCCCAAGCAGCAGCAGACACACAGACCCCCAGCAGACCAGGACCAGAUCAGGCCAGAACACAGGCCGACAGCCACAGAACCCAGCCAGCAGGUACAGGUUCAGACCACCACACACCACACAGAACAGACACACCCACACAAGUCAGACGGACAGGCCAGCAGAAAGAUCAGACCCACAGACCAGCAGCAGCAGACACAGCACAGACCCAGCCAGCAGACAUCAGAACAGCACCCACAGCAGACGUACCCCCCAAAAAAAAGGGGGGGGGGGGGGCAGACCAGCCAACAGACAGCAGACCCACACCAGUAACACCAGAUACCACGCACCAGCCACAGACCCCCAGCAGGCCAGCCCCCAGCAGGACAGCAGCAGAAAGACGAUCACCCACAGCAGACACAGCCCAGCAGGACCCACCCAGACCAGACUUCAGACUCACACAGCAGGCAGACCCAGACACACCAGACAGCAAGCAGCAGAACACCACAGAUCCGACUGCUCCAGACCCCAGACUCAGACAGGGACCCACAGAACACCACCACAGACAGCAGACACACACCAGACCAGGAAGGAUCAUAAGGACCACGACAGACAGCAGACACAGAGCACAUCAGAACACAGACCCAGACCAGUGCAGACCAGCACCACACAGACGGCGUCAGCCAGACACCAGACAGACAGACAGCAAGACACAGGCAGAACAGGGACCACCCACCACCACAGACAACAGACACAGGCAUGCCAGACUGCCACGCACAGACAAGGACCAGGACCACCACAGACCAGAGCAGACCAGAGCCAGCACAGACCAGUCACAGACCAGACCAGCAAGACCACACACCCAGAACACAGGCCAACAGUCACGCCCCAGGCACAGAAGAAGCCAGAUCAAAGAGCAGGACCCCCACACAGAUCACCACAGCAGCCAACACACAGACCCACACACCAGCACAGUCCACAGACAGACAGACCAGCAGCACGAUCAGCCCAGACAGGACCAGCUCCCAGACCAGACAGGAAACACCAGGCCAGGCAGAGCCAGACCACCCAGUCACCACAGGACACACCCAGACCACAGCACACCAGGCACAGACACCCCACAGACCAGCCACCAGGCAGACCAGCAGACACCACCACAAAGCCGGCCACCAGACAACCCCAGACCCAGACAGCCAGGAAACAGAAUGCUCACACACCCAGGACCCCCAGAGGACAAGCACCCCAGCAUCAGAUUCACAGCAGACAGACCACCCGACGUUUGGAGCACCAGACGGAUUCCGACACAGGACACAGGCCCCACACAAACACCAGACACAGCACCAGGACAGGAACACCUCCGGCCACAGCAGACAGACAGAAGAACACACAGGAAUCCCCAGAAAGCACCCAGACCACACCACCAUCAGGCAGCCCACCCCAUUGAGCAGACGCAGACAGACAGACACCAGGCAGGACAGACCCAGGCAGGCACCCAGACAGACAGUCAGGGAUCAGACAGCCAGAAUGCACACAGCAAGCAGACCCCCCACCACACCAGAUCAGCAGCCAGCAGACAGCAUCAGACAGAUCACAGACCAGACAGACCACACAGCAGCAGACACAGCACAGCAGGCAGACCCAGGACCAGACAGCAACACAGCCAGCAGACAGACUGCCAGAUCAGAGACGGCAGUCAGAAAGACAGACAGACACCCAGCACAUCAGACCACCAGGCCAGGAUCAGAGUGCUGUACAGCAGAACACCAGACCAGGCAGAAGACACAGGCAGCACAGCACAGACACCCACACACACACACAGACUGCCAACACAGACAGCAGAUCAGAACAGCAGACCACAAGGCCAGCAGACUCAGCACACCACCAUCAGACCAGACAGACACCCACCCAGGACAACCACCCCACAAGACCAGACACAGCAGGACACAAGAAGGGCACACACAGACCAGAGCACACACAAGACACAGACACUAGACAGCAGGACUCCCCCGACAGUUCAGGCACAGGACAGACAGGCAGCAGCCAGACUUGCCACAGGCCAAGGACGUCGCCCCCAGCCCAGAAACAGAAUCAGACAGACCAGACAUCAGACACCACAGACACACACACAACAGCACCAGACCCACACAGGACCCACAGCAGAAGCACCAGACCACAGACACAGACAGGACCCAGACCAGCAGACACACCGUCAGACGGACAUCAGACCAGACAGACCACCACCUCAGCAGGAUCAGGCAGCGCACCACCAACCCCACAGCACAGACAGCAGACAGCACAGGGGCACACACAGCAGACAGACAGACCCACAGACCAGACGUCAGUACCAGCACACAGACCACCAGGAUCAGAUGCAGUCAGCAACCCAACCCAGGACACGGCAGACGCAGAAAAGCGCCACAGGAUCAGACCCAAAGACCCACCCACCCCAGACUAGCAGACCACAGACAGAACACAGCAGACAGCACCAGACAGACUCAGGUCACAGCACCAGCAGAUCACACCAGACCACCACACACACAGCCAGCACAGGCACCAGCCAGACCACAGACACACACAGGACCAGGGCAGGGGACCACAGCAGGACAGACCAGACACCCCAUGGACUGCAGCACAAACACCGCAGCCCAGAAGAAGCAGGACUAGACAGACCAGACCAAGACAGCACCAGCCACAGCAAGACAACACCCAGACCAGGCAGACACACACAGACCGAAGCAGACACAGCCAAGACACCCAGAUCCCACAGGCCAGCAGCCAGUCAGCCCACCAAGGACACAGGCCACAGACAGUUCAGACAAGACUCACAAGGACCAGACAGACAGACACACAGCACCAGACCAGCAGGCCAGGCAGUAGCCCAGACACACAGCACCCACCCAGACUCGAGCAACCAAGACCCACAGCAGCACAGCCCCAGACCAGACAGGGCACAGGACCAGACAACAAGGCAGACCAACAGACAGGAGGCCACCAGGACACCAGCAGACCACAGACCCAGCACCCACACAGCCCAGACAGCAGACCCCAGGAACCCACACACAGGAACAGAGCACAGCAGACAGACAGACAGCACAGGCACCCACAGAAAGGACCAGGACCAGGACACAAAAAAAAAAAAAAAAAAAACAAAAAAAAAAAAAAAAAAAAAAAAAAAAAAAAAAAAAAAAACAAAACACAAAAAAAAACAAAAAAAAAAAAAAAAAAAAAAAAAAAAAAAAAAAAAAAAAAAAAAAAAAAAAAAA